Messenger RNA from Trichosurus vulpecula (common brushtail), 1379 nucleotides. RefSeq names its product lysophosphatidic acid receptor 5 (gene LPAR5). The record is from RefSeq and is a predicted model, not a curated record. Lineage: Eukaryota; Metazoa; Chordata; Mammalia; Diprotodontia; Phalangeridae. The coding region runs from base 89 to 1192 and encodes 367 amino acids. Gene Ontology annotation, biological process: G protein-coupled receptor signaling pathway; behavioral response to pain. The transcript has a single exon. Gene Ontology annotation, cellular component: membrane. Gene Ontology annotation, molecular function: G protein-coupled receptor activity.
UGUUCCCUAUACUCCAUCUUGGUCGUGCCUGGCCCUUCCUGCCCGGCGUGAGGGAUAAUGUCCUUAACUUAGCUCAUCUAUCGGGGAAAUGUUGGCCAACAACACCUCCAGUGCCUCUAUCCCCAUGUGUCCUGACUACCGCUUUUACCACCACCUACACCUGGUGGGUUAUAGUCUGGUGCUUGCUGCUGGUCUACCCCUCAAUGCCUUGGCACUGUGGGUUUUCCUUCGAGCCUUACGAGUCCACUCAGUGGUCAGUGUCUACAUGUGUAACCUGGCAGCUAGUGACCUGCUCUUUACCCUUUCUUUGCCCCUACGUCUCUCCUACUAUGCCCUUCACUACUGGCCCUUCCCAGACCUCCUGUGCCAGACAGCAGGGGCUACCUUCCAGAUGAAUAUGUACGGCAGCUGCAUUUUCUUGACCCUCAUCAAUGUGGACCGCUAUAUUGCAAUCGUCCACCCACUGCGUCUCCGCCACCUACGCCGGCCUAUGGUGGCAAGACUACUCUGCCUAGGAGUCUGGGCCCUGAUCCUGGUGUGUGCUGUGCCUGCUGUUCGGGUCCAUGCCCCCUCACCCUGCUAUUAUAAGAACAUCACUGUCAACCUGUGCUUUGAGAGCUUCAGUGAGAACUUGUGGCAGGGCGGGCUGCUGCCCUUGGUACUUCUUGCUGAAGGGCUGGGUUUCAUACUGCCCUUGAUAACUAUGGUCUAUUCUUCUAGUCGGGUCUUCUGGACCUUGGCCCGGCCCAGUACCACCGGGAAUGAACGCCGUAGGAAGACAGUGCAUCUUCUACUGGCUAACCUGGUCAUUUUCCUCCUGUGCUUUGUGCCCUACAAUACCACCCUGGCUGUGUAUGGACUACUUCGGGGAAAGCUGGUAGAUGCCAGCUCUGAUGCCCGGGACAGGGUGCGCGAGGUAUUGGUGGUGAUGAUAGUGUUAGCUAGUGCCAACUGCGUCUUAGAUCCCCUCGUAUACUAUUUCAGUGCAGAGGGCUUCCGAAAUACCCUUCGAAGUCUGAGAACUAAACGAUGGGUAAGAGUCAGUGCUGCCAAAGGGCCUCAAGGACUACCUGGGCAUCGGGAAAGUGGCACAGCCUCCACUAAUGCUGAAGAUGCCUCUCACAGUGAGCUGCUCUCACUUACACCUCUGGAGAAGUCCUUCAGUCAGUCCAUCAAGGAUUCAACCACCUGAGCAGAAACCCUGGCUAAACUUCUCUCUUCAACUCCCUUCUCAUCCCCAUUAUGAGACUGCAACUGAGCAAGGCAUGUGGGGAAGAGAUCAGGUCCCCAGACUCAGAUUUCAAUCUUAGCCCUUAUUUCCAGAAACAAAAUAUAAGUCUAAAGAAGAAGGAGUGCUAUGGAACCAUCUUUCUUGAAGA